CUCCGCGCAAUAUUCAGAACGCCAGACAAACAGGUCAGGAUGCUGAGCUUUCCUUCUGAAACGAAAAAUGAACAGAAAUGCAAUGUCACGCACGGUGUUAUGGGCCAUUUGGACCCCAGCCAGCCUCCUGUGAAGAGAAAACCUUUCGCGGCCAUUUUGAGCCAGAGUUUCAUCCAGAAGAUUGAGCUUAUACUACCGGAAGAGCUUUAUCAAAUUAUUCAGGAGGACGUUUUGAGGGAUCUCUCCGGGCCUGUCUACAGCCGUGUUACCCUACCGUUAGGUGCUCUUUUGGAGGGCGAAUUUUUCAAUGAAUAUAUCAAGAGAGGCAAUAUCUUGAUGCUUUCAGAGGGGAGAUCGGAUACCGAUAACGUGUAUUCGCUUCAAGAAGGUAUCAUGCUAGCAAUAGAUCAACGUCUCUUUGAUAAUAAGUUAAAUGCUCAUCCUUCUCCAGGAACCUUAACAUUGCACUUGGACAAGGAGAGUUACGAACGAGCUGGUAUAGUGGGAAGGCCAGAUGGUGUAAAGGGUAAACGUGGGACAAAACCUCGGUGGAUCGUGGAGAUAGAGCUCCGUCUUCCUUCUAUGUUGCAUGGUAAGAAGGGCUUUGACAGGAUUGUUUAUGCUUUCAAAAACGUUCUCAAUAGACCCGUCACAUGGCUCUUUGUGGACCUGGCAUCAGACACCCCGAUGCCCAGUCCCGUCGAAGCCCAUUUUCCAGCCAUAAAGACUGUAUCUCCUAGGAUUCAGAAGAUGGAUGUCAAUACGCCAUCGCUUAGACCACCCACAGAUCCAGACGAGUCGUACGGCGGAGACUUUGAGGACUAUGCCGUUGAGACCCAAGAGUGGCUCUCUCUCAUCCUACUCAACAGUCCCAGAAUCACACCCGGUGACAAGAUAGAUCCAUAUCUUUCACGCUAUGUCGUUCCAGGAGAUACUCAGACGUCAUGUAAGCUGGUGAGGGUCACAUGGCGAGGUUUUCUGUCCCCAACGUGGGCACACAGAAUAUUUGUGCUUAUGUUGUUAGCGACCCCUAAGUCCGGAUGGUUUGCUUAUUUCGUGGACGGAUUUGGCAAGGGUUCUCCGGGUUAUGGCAAACAUUGUACGAUACUGAAGCUGCCAGAUGCCCAGAACGAGUAUGUCUCAUGGGAGAUAGCGUAG
Messenger RNA from Cadophora gregata, 1158 nucleotides. RefSeq lists its product as uncharacterized. Gene Ontology annotation, biological process: tRNA 5'-leader removal; endonucleolytic cleavage in ITS1 to separate SSU-rRNA from 5.8S rRNA and LSU-rRNA from tricistronic rRNA transcript (SSU-rRNA, 5.8S rRNA, LSU-rRNA); tRNA 3'-end processing. The record is from RefSeq and is a predicted model, not a curated record. Lineage: Eukaryota; Fungi; Ascomycota; Leotiomycetes; Helotiales; Ploettnerulaceae. Bases 40 to 1158 code for a protein of 372 amino acids. Gene Ontology annotation, molecular function: ribonuclease P activity; ribonuclease MRP activity. The transcript is spliced from 5 exons. Gene Ontology annotation, cellular component: multimeric ribonuclease P complex; ribonuclease MRP complex.